AAGACCCAUGAAGCGGUAGGGCAUGAGGACCCAGGGGCGACUGAGUGGAAGGGCUUGAGUUCUUCCAUUGCUACCACUGCUGUUGAGCUGAGUGAGUGGGACAGCAGGAGCAGGAGAAGAUGCUUAUGGCCCGAGACACGGCGCGGGAUGAGGCCCAGAAGCUGCACAGGAAGUGGCUGAAGCACCAGGCCUUUAUGGCAGAGCUGGCCCGCAACAAGGAAUGGCUGGCCAAGAUAGAACAGGAAGGGCAGGAGCUGAUCCAGGAGAAGCCAGAGCUGCGCUCUGUGGUGCAGCAGAAGCUAGAGGAGAUCAGGGAGUGCUGGUCUGAUCUGGAGAACACCACAAAGGCCAAAGCUCGGCAGCUGUUUGAGAACAACAAGCCUGAGCCGGCUGUCAAGAGCUACUCAGAUCUGGACAGUCAGCUCUCCCACCUGGAGCAGCAGCCCCCUCAGCUGGAGCAGGCCCACCACCUGCCCACCUUCAACCAGCAGCUGCAGAAGUUCCAGGCAAUGGAGUCUCAGAUUGGGGACUUCUAUAAAGACGUGGGGGACCUGGGGGCCUUACAGGGGGUGUGCCUCCCGCAGAGAGGCCUGAUGUCAGGAGAGCAGGAGGGAGCGGAGCAGCCCGGGAUGGUUGAGACACGCAUCGUCCGCCUCAUCGAGCCCCUGAAGGAACGCCGCCGCAUCCUGCUGGCCUCAAAGGAGAUGCACCAAGUAGCACAGGACCUGGAGGAUGAGAUACUGUGGAUUCAGGAGAGACUUCCUUUGGCGUCAUCUAAGGAUUUUGGAAACAACCUGCAGAGUGUCCAGCAGCUUGUUAAGAAACACCAGACCCUCCAGAGGGAGCUCACAGGGCGGCGUGCGCGGGUUGAGGAGGUGCUAGACCGUGCGGGCAUCAUCGCGUCGCUCCGGACGCCGGAGGUGGAGUUUGUGCGCGAGGGGGCGGGGCAUGUGCGGCAGCUGUGGGAGGUGCUGCAGCUGGAAACAGAGAGGAGGGCUGUGCUCCUGGACGCCACGCUCCAGGCUCAGCAGUAUUACACAGAGGCUGCCAAAGUGGAGUCCUGGCUCUCUGAGCAGAAGCUGCAGCUGGCCAAUGAGGAGAAGGGCACGGAUGAGGCCAGCACGCUGCAGCUGUUGAAGGCUCAUCUGGCUCUGGAGCAGACAGUGGAGACAUACGCAGAGACAGUGGGCAUGCUCUCCCAGCAGUGCCAGUGCCUUUUGGGCCUGGGACAUCCUGACAGUGAGCAGAUCACCAAACAACAGUCCCACAUAGACCGGCUAUACGUGUCUCUGAAGGACAUGGUAGAACACAGGAAGACCAAGCUGGAGCAGCAGUACUGGCUCUAUCAGCUCAAUAAGGAGGUGGAGGAGCUGGAGAAGUGGAUCACAGAACGGGAGACAGUGGCCAGCUCUACAGAUCUCGGCAAUGAUCUAGAGGAAGUCACAGUCCUUCAGGAGAAAUUUACCAAAUUUGCCACAGAAACUAACAAUAUUGGGCAGCAGCGGUUGGAACAGGUGAACAAAAUGGUGAAUGAGAUGAUAGACUGUGGGCACUCUGACGCUGCCACCAUCGCCGAGUGGAAGGACGGCCUGAAUGAGUCCUGGGCCGACCUCCUGGAGCUGAUGGAGACCCGCAGACAAAUGCUCGCUGCCUCACACCAACUACACAAGUUCUUCACUGACUGCAAAGAGAUUUUGGCUCAAAUCAUGGGGAAGAUGAAGCAGUUGCCAGAGGUGAGGGCGUGCCAAGCCAAUAUCACCAACCCAGCCACCCUGCAGAGACUCAUGCACUCCUUUGAGCACGCCCUUCAACUCUUAGUUGCACAGGUGAGGCAGAUGCAGGAGAACGCAGCCCAGCUCCGAACCAUCUAUGCUGGGGAGAAGGCAGAGGCCAUCAUGGUCAAAGAGCAGCAGAUCAUGGAGGCCUGGAGAGAGCUGCUGAGCUCCUGUGAGGCCAGCCGUGUCCAAGUCACCUCCGUCACCGACAAAGUCCAGUUCUUCUCUCUGGUCCGAGAACACCUCAUGUGGAUGGAAGGCGUCAUGGGACAGAUUAUGUGGGAUGAGCCAAGGGAUCAGACAUCUUUGGAGCUAAUGAUGAGACAACACCAGGAACAAAAAGCCAAAAUAGAAAACCGCAGCAAGACCAUACAGCAAUGUGCAGAUCUGGGCAAAAUCCUCAUCGCUGCAGGCAAUCCGGCAUCUGAGGAGAUCAAGGAGAAGUUGGACAGUCUUCUGGCAAAACAAAACGCUCUGAAUGAGAAGUGGGAAAAACAUCAAGAAAGAUUGCUAUGUAAGCAGGAGCACUUCCAGUUUGCGCAGGAAACAGUGAAGGCAGAGGCGUGGCUAAAGGCCAAAGAGCCACUGAUCACGUCCCGGGAGGAGGAGGGGGGGCAGGCCCAGGCCCAGACAGACGAGGUGGAGCAGCUCAUCCUCCGUCAUGAAGCCUUCCGCAAGGCUGCUGUAACCUGGAAAGAACGCUUCAGCUCCCUCCGCCAGCUUUCUGCAGCUGAGAAGAAAAAGGAAGAGGAGAAGAAGAUGCCUCUGUCCAGCCGUAGAAUGUUCCCAUUGUCCUGUCUGACUCCUGGUGCUUCCUCUUCUUCUACCUCUCCUUUCCUGAGGCAGACGGUACAGGCCCACAUUGAACCCAAACCUUUACAGAGUGCUCUAGAGCUGGGAGCCACCCCUGCGUCCCAGAGACUGUCCGCAGCCCUGAGCGGCUACAACCCAGUCCUGAACGGAUCAGGCUUCCACUCACUCGACCAGCAGGGAAGCGUCAAGAUCAGCAGCUCCUCAUAUUUGGGGAUGAACCACCUCACACCUGCCUCUGCCGUGGACACGGGUCUGUCUGCACUGACUGCUCAUUGUGCAACAGCUGACGUCCCGUCUUAUCUUGGAUCAAACCAUCAAACGGGAGCCAUCGGGGAGACCUCUGGGUACUUUGGACUGACUGCUGCUGGUGGUUCUAUCCAAAACCAUUUAGGCAGUGGGAGACUGGGAAGCUCUGGAAAUCUAGCCCAGCCUCCUGGAGGUGGAGGACUAUCCAGUCCAGGCUUUCUCUCUCAGCCACAGAGCAUGGGCAGUUCUGGAUAUCUGGCACAAACACAAAACAUAGGAGGUUCUGGAUAUGUGGCUCAGCAGCCCAAUUUAGGGAGUUCGGGAUUCUUGGCACAACAGUCUCAUUUGGGGAGUUCUGGAUUCUUAGCACAGAAUUAUCAGGGCAGUGGGAGCUUGGGCAGCUCAGGCUUUCUGGCACAAAAUCACUACAGCAGUGGCAGUCUGGGCAGUUCUGGUUACCUGGCCCAAAGCGGGGGCAUUAUGGACCCUAAAAUGGCCUACGCGUGGCAGCACCUGAAGGCUGACUUCAUGCAGCCCAGAAUCAACCACAUACACAAGGCAGUGAACCCGCUCCUGGAGGCCAGCAGGAUCCAGCGUGAGCAGUAUGGAGACAUCCCCAUGGCUGACAUGGGCCCAGAGUCUGGGCUGGAGUUACUACACGGACGUCUGCAGAGGGACCCCCGUGGCAGCCGCUCUGACCCCCAGAUGGACCAUCUGCGGCGGGAGCGGGAGUACAAGCUGGGCCGUCAAACCUCCAGUGAGCAGGAGAUUCAAGCCAGGCUCAACGAACUGCCCAUGAUUGUGCGACAGGAGCGCUACCGCAGACGAUUAGAGAGGCAGUCGUCCAGUGAGCAAGAGGGGAGCGGCAAACAGCGGAUACCGAGGCAAGACUCCAGCGACCUGGAGGGAUCAGGGAAGGAGGGGUCUGACAAACGCUCAGGAGAGAAGAGAUCCACCAUGGCAGAGAUCGUAGAGCAGGUUCAGGAGCGAGAAGCUGCACAUGCACGUGGGGAGCCUUAUCGGCCUCCCAGCAGCCUCUCUGCUCCUGUCACCAGAUUUGACGGGCGUCCUAGAGCCAGAGACCGGCCCAAACCCAGAAGAAGGCCCCGCCCAAAAGAACCAGAGGAGCCCAGGCGGUCCCGAUCUGCUCCAGCCACCGGUGCACCCACUACGCCUCAGCCCCCCUCUCACACUGCCCAAAAUGAAGGCUUCCUCUACCGCAAGAAAGCCACCACUGCUGAGCUAGAAGCUACGCAGAGGAGCCCCAACAGUAAGACCUGGGUGAAUGUCUACUGUGUGCUGAAAGAUGGGAAGUUGAGCUUCUACAAAGAUGCAAGAAAUCACAAUACAACUUACAAUGAAGAGCCAUCUGUGGACAUGUGCAACUGCACGUUUGACCCGUCCAUGGGAUACAAGAAGAAGAAGAACGUCUUCAUCGUGCAAGUGAACGAUGGAAACAACUUUAUAUUCCAUGCGAAAGAUGAGGAGGACCUUAAGGCCUGGACAUCUAACAUCACCGCCGCUAUAUCAGAGCAUGAGACCAUGGCUAAGUGGGACCAGCCUGGUACCUCUGGUCUGGAGGCAGAUCGCUCGGAGCGAAAGGAGAAAUCGGAGGGUGACGCUGAUGCCCGCUCAGAGCGCUCAGAACUGGUGGAGGGAGAGGAGCGUUCCGAGAAGGAGAGGUCAGAGAAAGGAGACGGCUCGGAGAAGCUAGACACAUCAGAAAUUGCAGAUAAAUAUGAGGGUGGGGCUGGGGGCUCUAGCACCUCUGGAAAGAGCAAAUGAGGAGUCCCAGUGACUUCACUAACUAAAGGUGUGGAGCUUUGGGUGGAUUCACGGAUGGAUGUUGAGAUGGACGGGGAGCAUGCGCAGCUAGGUUUUAAGAGCCUCAGUGACUCUGGAACACACUGAGGCCAUUGAACUGACUCAACUGUGACAGACUCAUCUCAGCCCCUCCCCUUCACCCAGGCAAUACAGGAGCGCCACCUGCUGGUAGAGAGGAGGUGGGCCGAGACACACAGUCAGACUCCAACAUUUGUUCCAGGAAUUAGUCACUGUCACGUCUCAUUGUUGAUAGUUUAAUCUCUUGGAUUCACAGCAUUUUUCUGUAUGUAUCUUUGACUGAUAAUGUAAUGCUCUGUCUAUCUAGACAACUUGAGAAGUGGUGAAUGACAUUUCACAAUAUUUAAAAAAAAGUUUUUUGAAGCAAUAUACUUUUUUAUUUAUUCUCUUUGUUAGAGUGAGAAAAUGGAAAGGAAACAAGAAUUACUUGCAAAUGUAAACUGAUUUGUCACACCCACAUAAGCAGUGGGGCACCUUAACACAGACCUGUGUAAAGUAAACAUGUAAUCCCAUUGCACCACUAGCUUUGAGUGAUGUUAAUAUAACGGAAUGCUGGUGUAACUCUCUGAGCUCAUCAUGUCAGUAAAUAGUCAUGGCCACUAUUCACUUUAAGUUCUGUUACUAUCAUCAAGAUCUUUAUAAUUCUUAUUUUCCUAAUGCCAGGCGAAGAGUCUCUAUCAAAUUCAAAUUUAAUACAUGAGGUGUGAAGUGACAAUGCUCAAAGUAACAGUAAGCUUACGUAACACAAUGCCUUUGUAUACAUGAUGAAAACCCAAGCAUUGCAUGAAAUAGUUUAUUAGUGCUCCCGUUUAACUUGCUUUUAUUUUACGUUAUUGAAACCAUUUGGGCAGAACAGAGCAGAACUGCAAUAAGAGAAUGUGAGGCGGAGAGUCUGUGCGCUGUUUGCAGUCGCUAUUCAGAGGAGUGGGAUGUAUGGUCAGACCAGAGAAAAGUCUUUGAUCUGUGACUUCUAGGCCAAAAUGGCCACCUUAUUGUUUGUAAUAUUGACUUUUAUUCACAGAAUGUAAAGAGUUCAGCUGUAAAAUGUUGCACCACAGCUGAUGCAGUGGUGCCCAAAAUGGUAAACCACUAAACAACAUAGAAUGGACCACUCUGUGUUUGAAUCCAGACAUUCAGCAGAUCG
Molecule: messenger RNA, 5820 nt
Organism: Boleophthalmus pectinirostris (great blue-spotted mudskipper)
Lineage: Eukaryota; Metazoa; Chordata; Actinopteri; Gobiiformes; Gobiidae
Gene: sptbn4a
Product: spectrin, beta, non-erythrocytic 4a
Exons: 20
Coding region: 120-4619 (1499 amino acids)
Biological process (GO): actin cytoskeleton organization
Cellular component (GO): cortical actin cytoskeleton; cell junction; cell projection
Molecular function (GO): actin filament binding; phospholipid binding
Source: RefSeq, a predicted model, not a curated record